UUCUUCUUCUAUAAUCUCCUUGAGACAUGGAAUUUGAAUAUUGGCAGCAACCCAUGUUGAGCAAGACCCUUAAAAUUCAAUCCUCCUCUUCGUAUGAGGAUUGCAAGCGUUCUGAAAUAUCAUUCAGAGGUACACUGGAGGAGGUGGAGGAGGAGGAGGCCAUACCAAAGACCGAGUCCGAGGAGCUAAGGCUGUCUUGGCUCCGAUCUCAAGUCAUUGGCGCAGCUGCGGAAUUCAAUUCUCCGUUUGGGAAACGAAGACUCACUUAUGCCGAUCACACUGCCUCCGGACGCUCUCUUCUCUACAUCGAAAACUUCAUCCUCAACAAUGUCCUCCCCUUUUACGGGAACACUCACACGUGUGACAGCUACGUUGGAAACCGGACUUCAAAAAUGGUGCAUGAGGCAGCAAAGUACAUCAAAAAAUGCUUAGGGGGUGGACCAGAAGAGGCACUCUUGUUCUGCGGCCAAGGCACCACCUCAGCCAUUAAAAGGCUCCAAGAGGUGAUGGGCAUUGCUGUGCCCUCAAUCUUGAGAGACAGAGUUAUAAAUAAUCUGAACACAGAAGAAAGGUGGCUGGUUUUUGUUGGGCCCUACGAGCACCACUCGAACCUCCUCUCAUGGCGGCAAAGCUUGGCUGAAGUUGUUGACAUUGGUGUAAAUGAUGAUGGCUUGCUGGACUUGGAGGCUCUUAGACUGCAACUAGAGAAAUAUAAAUAUGCCAACAGGCCAAUUCUGGGUUCCUUCUCAGCUUGCAGCAAUGUCACUGGGAUUUACUCUGAUACAAGAGCCAUUGCUCGACUUAUUCAUCAAUAUGGGGGCUUUGCCUGCUUUGAUUUUGCAGCAAGUGGGCCAUAUGUGGAAAUUGAGAUGAGGUGUGGAGAGAUGGAUGGCUACGAUGGUGUUUUCCUGAGCCCACACAAGUUUCUUGGUGGGCCAGGAAGCCCAGGCAUCCUAAUGAUCAGCAAGGCUCUGUAUCAGCUCAGAUCUUUCCCUCCAUCAACUUGUGGAGGUGGAACUGUUGCUUAUGUCAAUGGCUUCAGCGAUGAGGACACUGUGUAUUGGGAGGACAUAGAAGAAAGAGAGAAUGGUGGCACUCCUCAAAUAAUUCAGACAAUUAGAGCAGCACUGGCUUUUUGGGUGAAGGAAUACAUCGGUUAUCAAGUGAUAGAAAAACAUGAGGAUUUCUAUGUCAAAAGGGCACUAGAGAGGCUUCUUCCAAAUAAAAACAUAUGGGUUUUAGGAAAAACAAGUGCCAAGAGACAAGCUAUUUUCUCUUUCCUCAUUUAUUCCACCACCAAUCGUCCGUCAACAGCUGGCACGAAAAUAGAAGGUGGUGGAGAGGGUCCAAAGGAAGCGCUUGACAUGUGGAGGGAGACAGGAAAUGGCAAAGGUAAGCCCCUUCAUGGGGCAUUUGUUGCAGCUCUGCUCAAUGAUCUAUUUGGUAUUCAAUCUAGAGGUGGGUGUGCUUGCGCUGGACCUUAUGGUCACACUCUGCUCAAAAUUGAUGACACUCUUUCACAUUUCUAUAGAUCUGCCAUUCUAAAGGGCUAUCUCGGAUUGAAACCUGGAUGGACCAGAAUCAGCUUUCCCUACUACAUUUCAAACGAUGAAUUCGAGUUCAUUUUAACUGCGUUGGAGUUUAUAGCUAUUUAUGGACAACGGUUCCUUCCCCUGUAUCACUUCAAUUUGAGAAGUGGAAGCUGGACUUCCAAGAAGAAGGCACAUCAAGACCUACUUGACAAUGCUAUACAGGGAAUGAACAUUGGCCAUGACCAAUCUAAAGAUGGCAACAAUGCAGAGAAGCAUGAUCAAUCCGCCAAAUUUUAUGAUUAUUUGGAAACCGCUAAGCGCAUAGCAAAUCUCUUGCCCAAGUUUCCUCCUCAGCGUAGGCUUCCAGAAGACGUAGACAUCAACUUCUUACACUUCAGAGUCUAACUCCAAUUCUUUUUAAAAUGUAGAAUAUCUUUCUAAUAUGUGAGUUGAACAAUUUCUCUUGUAUGCAUGAAAAAAAUGAGCACGCAUAAGCAUAGAUGGAUUGCUAAGAUUUUAAAUAAAAACAAUGGUGGCAUAACUUGUUGAGCCCUCA
Prunus avium (sweet cherry) is the source of this 2088-nucleotide messenger RNA. RefSeq lists its product as uncharacterized. NCBI's taxonomy places the organism in Eukaryota, Viridiplantae, Streptophyta, Magnoliopsida, Rosales, Rosaceae. The record is from RefSeq and is a predicted model, not a curated record.